Messenger RNA from Mycetomoellerius zeteki, 1978 nucleotides. Its product is annotated as adenosine 3'-phospho 5'-phosphosulfate transporter 1. NCBI's taxonomy places the organism in Eukaryota, Metazoa, Arthropoda, Insecta, Hymenoptera, Formicidae. Gene Ontology annotation, biological process: transmembrane transport; 3'-phosphoadenosine 5'-phosphosulfate transport. The coding region runs from base 255 to 1589 and encodes 444 amino acids. Gene Ontology annotation, cellular component: Golgi membrane; endoplasmic reticulum membrane. The transcript is spliced from 9 exons. Gene Ontology annotation, molecular function: 3'-phosphoadenosine 5'-phosphosulfate transmembrane transporter activity. The record is from RefSeq and is a predicted model, not a curated record.
CAUGAGGACACUCGGGUGAUAUUUCCGAACGCAGCCUUCUAUGAUCAUAGCCUUUAAUCUGCAUUAGUGGAAAUGGGCAUUAAGUGCGUACUCUCCAACCUUACGGGCCUAUUCGUGGCGUGUAUAUAACAAUGUACGGCUGGUGGAGGCUUCUCUAAGCCCGCAUUUUGAGCUAGGCUCACAAGUGGGAACGUCUGUGACGAAGGUUAUGGGAUAAUUGAUACCAUCGCCGAAGUUUCUCACUCACGAGGAGUAUGGGGAACUUUGGGAGUGACAUCGUGAUAUGCUUGUUGCUACUAUUUUCAGUCAGCGUCAUAUUUGGAACCAGUGAGAUUAUCAAAUUGGUCAUGAACAAUGGAGAGGAUAUUCUCAAGAUAUCUACAUAUAAUUGGAUUAUUCGAUUAUGUUUGAAUUUAUUGGGAUAUGCCACUGUGUUAUUGCCAGGUUGUCUUAUAUACAAAUAUGUACGCUAUAUGAAGUACAUUCAGAGAGGUGGGAAAGGUUGUAUUCCCAGACUGGUGCAUUCGUGCUUUGUGGGACACUGUGAGACAGGUUUUUUGGAUUCGCCAACUUAUGCUCCUAAUGCUUCCACUCACAUUCAGCGUACUUUUGCUCAAGACGCUCUACUUUUGAUAUAUUGUUUCCUUGGAUUACAAAUUAGUUAUUUAACUUGGGGCUAUCUACAGGAAAAGAUAAUGACGCAGGAAUACGAAGAUGCUUCUGGUAGUAAAGCACGGUUUCAAGAUUCUCAAUUCCUGGUGUUCGUAAAUCGCAUUCUUGCUUUUCUGAUGUCUGGAUUAUACUUACUUAUUCAACGUCAGCCACAACAUAAGACGCCAUUGUAUAAAUAUGCAUUUUGUUCUCUAUCAAAUAUCAUGAGCAGUUGGUGUCAGUAUGAAGCUCUGAAAUACGUCAGUUUUCCAUCACAGGUUUUAGCUAAAGCCUCUAAAAUUAUUCCGGUAAUGGUUAUGGGAAAAAUAGUUUCGCAUACGUCAUACGAAUAUUAUGAAUAUGUUACUGCGAUUCUUAUUUCUAUCGGAAUGACGCUCUUUAUGCUGGACAGUUCUGAUCAUAAUAAAAACAAUGGAGCGACAACACUCUCCGGUGUUAUUUUAUUGGGAGGUUACUUAUUAUUAGAUAGUUUCACAAGUACCUGGCAAAAUGCACUAUUUAUAGAUUAUGGAGUAACUAGCGUACAAAUGAUGUGUGCAGUCAAUAUGUUCUCCUGUUUACUAACUGCAAUGUCUCUGUUUCAACAAUCGAGCUUUCCACUAAUUUUUUCUUUUAUGACGACGUAUCCCAGGUUUAUAAUCGACUGUUUGCUGAUUUCCAUUUGUUCUGCAAGCGGCCAGUUGUACAUUUUUUACACCAUUUCGAAAUUUGGAUCCAUUACAUUUGUCAUUAUGAUGACCAUUCGUCAAGGCCUGGCGAUAUUAUUGUCGUGUUUGAUUUAUCAUCACGAGAUUACUGUUAUUGGAGUGUUUGGGAUAUUGUUGGUAUUUGGCUCAGUAUUUUUACGAAUUUAUUGCAACAAUCGAUUACGAGUAAUCAGAAGACGCAGAGCCACGGCGAACAGUAUAAAACAUUAAAAAUUGUAUUAGUUAGACAGAAUUACAAUCUUAAUUGCCAUAGAAGUAGAAUUCUAUCAACUGUUUAUUAUAAUUGCUAUGGAUUAGGAUAGAAUUCUGACGUAGUAAUUAGAUAUUGACUAAUUAUGGAUGCUAAAUUUUAAUCCUUUAUUUAUAAUUGACAUCGCGUCGUAAUCUCUCUUUCCAUAUACAGCAUAUACUAUAUAUCGCGAAUGUAUAUCCAAUAGUUUGUGAUAGAAAUUUCAAUCAUGAGCUUCAAGAAAUAUUUGUAUUUAUAAGUUUUGUAGCCAAUGUACGUCGCGUGUGUAAUAUAUUUGGAAAAAUAUGUACUUGAAGAUACAUGUGAUCUGACAAAAACAGCAUUAUAUCUUUAUGAAAAGAAAAUUUGU